Molecule: messenger RNA, 2279 nt
Organism: Erpetoichthys calabaricus (reedfish)
Lineage: Eukaryota; Metazoa; Chordata; Cladistia; Polypteriformes; Polypteridae
Gene: ankrd67
Product: ankyrin repeat domain 67
Exons: 4
Coding region: 173-1444 (423 amino acids)
Molecular function (GO): protein binding
Source: RefSeq, a predicted model, not a curated record
AGGCUCAUGCAAAAAGGACCUGAUCUGAUGCCUCUUUAAAUAAUUCAUGGGAUACGAGUAGGACCUGUGCAGUGCUAGCAUUUCAAGUAACACCUACACAGACACAACAUUGGAGCAAGAGCAUGGUUGGCGUAUGAAAGCACAUUGUAUUUCUAAUCUCCUCUACUAAGGCAUGAUCAUGUCCACUCUGCUGGAACUUGUCUUGAAAUGGAUGGAGCUCCAUGAUUCAGUGUCUCUGUGUGCUGUGGAAAGAAAGAUCAGGAAACCUGGCAGUCUGAAGGAAUGGCAACUCGAAAGAUGCCCCCGCUUGCAAAUACAAGUGGACCCAUCUUCUGGCCACCUAGAGAAGCUGCAGAGAGCAGUCUGGAGUGGAGCUCUUGAUCAAGUGACCACAUUGUUGACUUUUGGAAUCCCUGUGAACUCUCAGGACAGCCAAGGGUGGACUCCUCUCCAUCAUGCUGCAUUCUGUGGACACCUUCCAUUAGUGAAGUUCCUCCUUCACCGAGGCACUGAUGUCAACAGCAGAGACUUUUCUAACUGUACUCCACUACACAGAGCAACAUGGAGUGGAAAGACACUAGUUGUGGAGUAUCUUCUUCAAAGUGGAGCCUCACAAAGUAUCAAGAGCUGCUCAGGGCAGACUCCUUUACAUCUAGCGGCAGCUCACGGCAAUCUUGAAGUUGCUCAGACUUUGCUAGAGUUUAAAGCAGAAGUGAACUGUAAAGACCUCAAUAAAUGGACCCCACUGCACUGGGCUGCCUUUAAUAACAACCAGGAUUUAAUAGACCUGCUGUUGAACAAGUGUGCUGCACUCAAUGAAAGGAACAGUAACGGCAUGAGUCCGCUACACUUGGCAGUCUGUGCCGAAAAUGAGAAUGCCACUGAGCAUUUACUUGGGAAGGGUGCCGAUGUGAACGCCAGGUGUGAAAAUGGACAGACUGCUCUGCAUCUGUGGGCUGCAAAUGGAAAGAAGAAGAAGGUCAUGCAAGUGCUGCUCAACAAAGGGGCAGCAGUCAAUGCUGUUGAUAAGGACCUGGCUACUCCAUUACAUCUUGCUGCUGGAUGUGGAUCGUGUGUUGCUGUAGGUCUUUUGAUACAGCAUGGAGCCUCUCUACACUCCAAAGACUUGCUGCACAUGACUCCCUUACACUAUUCUGCUUUAAAAGGAUCAAGUGAAACUGCAAUAAUGUUGCUUCAAUAUGGGGCAGAUGUGCAUGCUCCAGACUGGUUAGGAAAAACAUCUCUACACCUGUCUGCUGAGAGAGGCCACGUGGAGCUGAUCAAACUACUACUCGACAAUGGGGCAGACCCUUCACUUGAGUCACAGUGGAAGGAGACCCCAGCAGACCUUGCAGCACAACAGAAGCACAGACAUGUUACCCAGGUGCUCGAAGCACAUACCAAAAUGCAAAGCAGACCAAACUGUUUACUGAAAGGACAUUGAUUAUAGGAAGUGUUUGAAGGUACCAGCUUGACUACAGAGUGAUGUCAGCAUUGUUGCUAUAGCAGGAAUAUAAUGAUAUAAUAUUUUAUUAUGGUUAACAGUAUAGCAAGAAAUGUGGAUCCUUCAUCAAUAAGUAUCUUAAUGUAUAUAUUUUAGCAGCAAAUAUAUUACAUUACAGUCUAAUAAAUAAAAAUAAAUUAUUUCUUAUAAACACAUUAUUCACUUUCUAAAAAAUAGCCUAACAUAUUCUUGAGUCAUGUAUUAAAUGUUUUACAGUGCCUUGUACAAGUCUUCUCAUCCUCAAACAUGUUUCAUAUUGUUCUACUUGAAAAAUAGAAUAAAAAAUGCAUUUACGUAGGAUUUUGUGCCACUAGUCAACAUAAAUAACUGUAUUCUGAAUAUGAAACAGUCCCAGAUUAAUUAGGACAGUGACAAUAUUGGUCAAAAAAAGUAGGAUACCAAAUAUUGCACAGGGAAAUCAUUUACAUUCACGUAGAUGCAUAUCAUAUGUUUUAGAAACAUGAAAUGUAAGCACGGUGGUUAUUGAUGAUACCUCGUUGCUCAGGAAUACUGAGAUCAAAUCCUAGCCUGCACAUAGAAAAGUGAAGCUACACCAGAGUAUUAACUUAGAGGGUGUUAUGGCUGGUUUCUCACCAUUGAUUUAUCUAUUAUGAACCAAAAUGUUAUAUGUCUAUGCAACAUCUAAGAAAUCAGAUCUAUAAUUUUAGUUCAUUGCUAAGUAUGUUAGGUGGUGGGCGCAGCAACGCGCUGUAUCAGUACAGUACAUGCUAAGUAUGACUCUUAAAUAUCACCACUGUUCAUUUUUGAGCAGUUU